Messenger RNA from Wallemia mellicola CBS 633.66, 371 nucleotides. Its product is annotated as histone-fold-containing protein. Bases 1 to 312 code for a protein of 103 amino acids. Gene Ontology annotation, cellular component: nucleosome. Gene Ontology annotation, molecular function: DNA binding; structural constituent of chromatin; protein heterodimerization activity. The record is from RefSeq and is a predicted model, not a curated record. The transcript is spliced from 2 exons. NCBI's taxonomy places the organism in Eukaryota, Fungi, Basidiomycota, Wallemiomycetes, Wallemiales, Wallemiaceae. Gene Ontology annotation, biological process: nucleosome assembly.
AUGUCAGGAAGAGGAAAAGGCGGCAAAGGUCUCGGAAAGGGUGGUGCUAAGCGUCACCGUAAGAUUCUCAGAGAUAACAUCCAAGGUAUUACCAAACCAGCUAUUCGUCGUCUCGCUCGUCGUGGUGGUGUUAAGCGUAUCUCCGGUUUAAUCUACGAAGAAACCCGUGGUGUUCUCAAGGUCUUCUUGGAAAAUGUCAUCAGAGAUUCUGUCACCUACACAGAACACGCAAAGAGAAAGACUGUCACUGCACUCGACGUUGUCUACGCACUCAAGAGACAAGGAAGAAUCCUUUAUGGUUUCGGUCAAUAAGCUAUUUAUCUUGCAUCCAUCAUCACUGUAUUAUUAGCAUCAUGAAAAUUUUCAAACUA